GUUAUAUAUGAUUUUGAAUUCAUAUUGAGAGUUUGUAUAUCCUCCAACGCUAUCAUGAAGACAACAAAAUCUUGCCUAUAAAUACAUGGCCUUUGUGGUGCUUGUUCUCUCACAUACUACAUAACCUUGUAUCUACAACAUAAGGAUGGUAGAUAUGAGGUUUCUUGUUGCUUGCGUUGUGCUUUGGGUGCAUUACUCUUGCGGGGCACUCGCAAUUAGCAACACCACUGUCAAGUGCAGAGUCAAGGAACGACUCUCUCUUCUUUCUCUCAAACGUGGCUUUGUUGAUCCCCGUGGCUGCCUCUCUUCCUGGGGAAGUUCAGAGAACCACACAGAUUGUUGCACAUGGAAUGGUGUUUCCUGUGACAGCCGAACAGGCCAUGUGGAUGCACUCGAUCUUUCUUACUACAGUUUGGAAGGAAACAUACCUCUCAAUUUGGGAUAUUUGUCUCGCUUGCAAACACUUUACCUUGAGGGAAACCAGCUUGAAGGUGGCAUACCCAAAUCCUUGGCUUUAUGCAACUUAACAGUGUUGGAUCUAUCUGACAACUCCUUGAGUGGACAAUUAGAUGAGUUCGUUGCAUCAUUCGACCAAUGUGGUAGCAUAUCACUACAGAACUUAGAUUUAUCUUAUAAUUGUUUUACGGGGUCGGUACCUAAUUUCUCACGGUUCUCAGUUUUGGAAAGAUUAUAUCUCUCCGACAAUCAACUCAACGGAACUGUAAAUGGUGGCAUUGGAUUAUUGUCAAAGCUACAAACGUUAGACAUUGCUUCUAAUUUCUUGCACGGUAUCAUAGCUGAAACUCAUUUCUCGAGACUCUCUCAGCUAGGGUACUUGGACAUGUCUCUUAACAACUUGGAAUUUAAAAUCAGUCCUGAUUGGAUCCCCCCUUUUCAGUUAUUCCACAUUCAUGUAAGAUCAUGUAAGUUGGGCCCUGGCUUUCCAAAUUGGCUUCGAACCCAGAAGUCGGAUUUGUCAUUAGAUAUUUCAAAUGCUGAAAUUUCUGAAUCUGGAUUUGAGCUCAAAUUUGUUCGAAGGCUCAAUUCCAUCAAAUUUUUCACAGACAGCUAUGGUGAUUAUGUUGAUCCAAAUAAUCGCGGUCCCUCCUCAACAGAGGACAUUGCGACACUGGUAUGGAAAGGUAAGGUGUCCAAAUACCAAAGUAUAUUGAGAUUAGUUAAAAGCAUCGACCUCUCUUGCAACAUGUUGAUGGGAGAAAUUCCAAGUGAACUGAUGGAUCUUGUUGAAUUGGUUGCCUUAAACAUUUCAAGAAACAUGCUCAGUGGAAAAAUCCCUGCCACCAUUGGACAACUAAAGUCAUUGGACUUUCUUGAUUUGUCAAGGAACCACUUAUCUGGACGCAUUCCUUCAGAACUUUCACAAGUGGAUCGUCUUGGUGUGAUGGAUUUAUCACACAACAAUUUGUCAGGAGAAAUUCCUCAUGGCACUCAACUUCAAAGCUUUGAUCCCUCUGCUUAUGAGGGAAAUGCUCAUCUAUGCGGUGCUCCCCUUCCAAAAUGUCCCACAAGCCCAACACAAGAUCAUCCAAAUGAUGAGAAUUCUGAAGAAGAUGAGCAAAUUUUCGGUCGAGGUUUCUUUAUCAGCUCGUCCAUCGGACUUGGAACAGGAUUUUGGGGAAUUUGCAGCUUAAUAUUUCUGAGCAAAGCCUUCAGAUAUGCCUAUUUUAGGUUAAUGAGUGGCAUACAUGACAAAGUGUAUGUGAUCGUUGCUAUAAAUGUGGCCAAACUGCGCAGGUGGAGGAGAGGUUCAACUUGA
Neltuma alba is the source of this 1777-nucleotide messenger RNA. RefSeq names its product receptor-like protein EIX1. The transcript has 4 exons. Lineage: Eukaryota; Viridiplantae; Streptophyta; Magnoliopsida; Fabales; Fabaceae. Bases 146 to 1777 code for a protein of 543 amino acids. Gene Ontology annotation, molecular function: protein binding. The record is from RefSeq and is a predicted model, not a curated record.